UUUUUUUUUUAAUAUAGCCACCUUCCUUCUUUUUAAUAUUUUCUCAUGAAGAUCUCUUUUGCCAUUGCUUCAGCUGCAUUACUGUUUUGUGCCGUUGACGCCGAAACUUUCCUUUUUCCUAUUCCUCAAGAAGUCAAUUGGACUGGUCAUGGUGCUCCUCUUUCUAGUGACUUCAAAAUCAUUGGUGCUAAAAAUAAUCAUGUCAAGGAUGCUGCUACUCGUUACCAAAAACUGAUUCACAAGGAAAAAUGGUCUCCUGUUCAAGUUCCUUAUGAAAAACAACCUCCGCUCAAGAAGGCCAAUGCACUCACAAAUUUAAAGAUCAACGUCAAGAACGAUAAUAUCAAACUUGAUAUUGAUAUAGAUGAAUCUUAUACUCUCAAUGUACCUUCCAAUGGCGGUUCUGCUACUCUGAAUGCUCCUACUUGGGUAGGUGCUCUUCGUGGUCUUGAAACAUUCUCUCAAUUGGUCACCAAAUCUAGUCAUGGUUCAGUCGUUCAUACUGCCUCCAUUUCUGAUAGUCCAUCCUAUGGUCAUCGUGGUAUUUCUCUGGAUACUUCUCGUAAUUUUUAUCCUGUCAAAGAUAUCCUUCGCACAAUCGAUGCUCUUGCCUUUAACAAGAUGAAUGUACUCCACUGGCAUGCCACUGACUCUCAAUCUUGGCCCCUUGAAUUCAAAUCGCAUCCGGAGCUUUCUGCCAAAGCCGCUUAUUCUUCUGAAGAAACUUACUCUCCCAAAGAUGUACAAACAGUUAUCAAGUAUGGUCAAUCUCGUGGUGUACGUGUGUAUGUUGAAAUUGAUAUGCCAGCUCAUACUGCCUCUAUUGGUGAAUCUCAUCCUGAUGUUAUGACAUGUCUCAAUCAAUUUUGGGGUCCUUUGGCUGCUGAACCUCCUGCUGGUCAACUCAAUCCUCUUAGCAACAAAGGUCUUAAUUUGGUAAAAGACCUGAUCAAGGAAGCUACUUCGAUUUUCCCUGAUACUCUCUAUCAUACUGGUGGUGAUGAAAUCAAUGGCAAAUGCUGGGAACAAGAUACUCAAGUCGCUGCUUAUCUCAAGAAACAUAACAUGACCACCGAUCAACUUUGGGUACAAUGGACAAAAAAGAUCUUUGAUUAUGUCAAACAACACACCAAAAAACGCCCUGUCAUCUGGGAAGAUCCUAUCAAUGCCGACAAAGAUGAUACGUUUGACAAGAACACCAUCGUACAAAUCUGGAACACUCCUGCUGCUAACUAUACUUCCAAGGGUUAUGAUGUAAUUGUUUCUAGCAAUGAUUACUUUUAUUUGGAUUGUGGCAAUGGCGGUUGGGUUGGCAAUGAUACUCGUUAUAUUAGUCCUACUCAAAUGCAAACUCCGGAUGAUACCUUCAAUUAUGGUGGUAUUGGUGGUUCAUGGUGUGCUCCUUACAAGACCUGGCAACGUAUUUAUACCUUUGAUCCUACUUAUGGUAUCAAGAAAUCUCAUAAGGGUAAGGUAUUGGGCGUCGAACUUGCUCUUUGGUCUGAACAAUCUGGUCCCACUGUACUUGAUAUGAAACUGUGGCCACGAUCUGCUGCUGCUGCUGAAAUCUUCUGGUCUGGUCCUUAUGAUACUAAGCAAAAACGUCGUACCUUGGCUACUGUCCAGCCUCGUUUCAAUGAUUGGGUCUAUCGUCUUCAAGCUCGAGGCAUUGCUGCUCAACCUAAUCAACCCAAGUAUUGUGCAAAACAUCCCUAUGCCUGCGAUUUGUCUCCUCCACCUACUCAAUAAGGUUUUUUUUUUUUUUUUUUGUCUCUUGUGUCGUCAAUAGCUUAGUCUUCUAGUACUCCCUAUUAUUAUUCUUUAUACUCCUUUUUCUAUUAUUACCUCUUUUUUUUUAUAUACUUUUUAUAAUUUUUCUUUUUUGUAAUAGUCCUUCUGUUUUGUUUGUUUUACUAUGGCUCACUUUCUUUAGUAUACAAUAAAAUUAUUUGAUGUUCUAAACUAUUAAUAUUUUGUUUAAUAUUUUG
This is a messenger RNA of Halteromyces radiatus, 1988 nucleotides long. Its product is annotated as glycoside hydrolase superfamily. Bases 46 to 1749 code for a protein of 567 amino acids. Lineage: Eukaryota; Fungi; Mucoromycota; Mucoromycetes; Mucorales; Cunninghamellaceae. Gene Ontology annotation, biological process: glycosaminoglycan metabolic process; carbohydrate metabolic process. Gene Ontology annotation, molecular function: beta-N-acetylhexosaminidase activity. The record is from RefSeq and is a predicted model, not a curated record. Gene Ontology annotation, cellular component: membrane. The transcript has 3 exons.